Xenopus tropicalis (tropical clawed frog) is the source of this 2542-nucleotide messenger RNA. RefSeq names its product protocadherin gamma-B5. Gene Ontology annotation, biological process: cell adhesion; homophilic cell-cell adhesion. Gene Ontology annotation, cellular component: membrane; plasma membrane. Bases 71 to 2542 code for a protein of 823 amino acids. Gene Ontology annotation, molecular function: calcium ion binding. Lineage: Eukaryota; Metazoa; Chordata; Amphibia; Anura; Pipidae. The transcript is spliced from 2 exons. The record is from RefSeq and is a predicted model, not a curated record.
AUUGUUUUUGUUUUCUCAAAGAGGAGGAUUUCAAGUUCUACAUUUUUAUAUUAUAUUUCACACCCUAAGAAUGAUGGAAAUCCACCAAACACAGACCUACAAGGGAUUCAGAUGGCAAGUAACAUUUUUCUUUUUAUUCUCAUGGCUUUGUCAUUCAGCUUCUGGGCAGCUGCAUUAUUCUAUUGCUGAAGAACUGAAACAAGAUUCAGUUAUAGCAAAUAUUGUAAAUGAUCUGGGAUUAGAUGUUAAAGAGGUAAAAUCUCGAAGGCUGCGUAUUGUUUCCCGUGUUUCAGAGAAGUUUUUUUCUGUAAAUUUAGGGAAUGGUGACCUGUAUGUUAAAGACAGGAUAGACAGAGAGACAUUGUGUCGGGCAGCACCUACCUGCUUCCUAACCUUUGAUGCAGUUGUUGAAAAUCCUUUGAAUAUUUACAGUGUCAAAAUUGAUAUUAAGGAUAUAAAUGACAAUUCUCCAAUAUUUUUUCAUGACACCAUCACUUUAGAAAUUAAUGAACUAACACCACCUAGAACUCAUUUGGUAUUACAAAAUGCAGAAGAUCCAGAUAUUGGCAGUAAUGCUGUUCAGUCAUACAGACUCAGUGACAAUCAGUAUUUUACACUGAAUGAAAAUAUCAGCAUCGAUGGAAGCAAAAUCCUGGAACUUGUAUUAGAUAAACCUUUAGAUCGUGAAACUCUAAAUUUUCAUGAAUUAAUCUUAACAGCAACUGAUGGGGGGAACCCAAAAAGAACUGGAACUGCUUUACUUAGGAUUAUUGUUACUGAUUACAAUGAUAAUGUACCUGUGUUUACUCAACAAGUGUAUAAAAUCAGUAUAAGUGAAAGUGCACCAAUUAACUCUACAGUGACUGUUGUUACUGCAACUGACAAAGAUGAUGGUACAAAUGGGCACAUUACAUAUUCUUUUAGCAGAACAGCUGAAAAUGCCUUUCAUACACAAAUGUUUAACAUUAAUCCUGCUAAUGGAGAAAUUAAAACUAAAGGUCAUUUAAAUUUUGAAGUUACAAAACAUUACGAAAUGUCAGUACAAGCUAAAGAUGGAGGUGGCUUGUUGGCACAGUCCAAAGUUUUAAUUGAAAUUAAAGAUGAAAACGAUAAUGCACCUGAGAUAUCUAUUGCCUCAUUGUCUACCCCUAUUCCCGAGGACUCGGCUCCUGGCACUUUGAUAGCUCUGAUUGAGGUUCAUGAUCAAGACUCUGGAGAAAAUGGAGAAGCUGAAUGUCAUAUACUUGGUUCAUCACCCUUUCAGUUAGUUACAUCCACUAGCAGAUACUACAAACUUGUAACUACAAGUGCCUUGGACAGAGAGCUGGUACCAUGGUACAAUAUCACAAUUCUUGCUACAGACAGAGGAUCUCCUCAACUUUCUUGUAUAAAAUACAUCAAGCUGGAUAUAUCAGAUGUCAACGAUAAUCCCCCAGUGUUUGUAAAAUCUACUUUUGCUGCCUAUUUGCCUGAGAACAAUCUACCAGGAGCUUCAAUUUAUAGUGUUUAUGCAUCAGACCCUGAUGCUGGAGAUAAUUCUAAAAUAAUUUAUUCAAUUUCCAACAUAAAUACAGAGGAUUUUCCUGUGUCUCCAUAUUUUUCAAUUAAUAUAGAGACUGGAGUUCUUUAUGCUCAGCGAUCAUUUGAUUAUGAGCAGCACAAGGAGUUUCAAAUUAACAUAAUGGCUAAAGACAAUGGAUCUCCUCCUUUGAGUAGCAAUGCAACAUUGAUUAUCCACAUAAUAGAUCAGAAUGAUAAUGCACCAAAGAUCUUGUAUCCAUCAACAGAAAGUGGUGGUUCUCCUUUUUUUGAGAUGGUCCCUUUUGCCUCAGUACAAGGUUCUUUAAUAACAAAGGUUAUAGCAGUGGAUGCAGACUCCGGACAUAACUCUUGGCUUUCUUACCACUUCAUUCAAAUGUCAGAACCCUCCCCCUUCAGCAUUAGCCAGCAUACGGGUGAAAUCCGGACAUCACGCAUGUUUCAAGAGAAAGAUAUUUUGAAACAUAAGGUUGUCAUCAUGGUAAAAGACAAUGGGGAACCUUCUCUCUCAGCAACAGUUACAUUAAGCCUUGUUGUGGGUGAUCAUUUUCAGCACGUGGUUCCCCAAAUCAAUAAUGAAUUUAAUGAUGGAGAGCCUUCAUCAAAUAUGCAAAACAUAUACUUAGUAAUUGCUCUGGCUCUAAUUUCCUUGUUAUUUAUAAUAGCUGUCAUGUUGGUGAUUAUAUCAAAAUGUAAAGAGUCAAAACCACCACCAGAAUUUCCAACAUUAAACACAAAUCUGUAUUCCCAAUUUGACCCAAGGAUGCUUUCCAAUUACAACAAUGGGACUUUGGGUCUUCCCUAUGCCUACAAUGUUUGUGUUGCUCUGGAUUCCUCUGAAAGUGACUUCAGUUUGCUAAAGCCCAAUCAGAAUGUCCCUGUAGAGAAUCUUAUCGAUGCAGAUGAUUCGGGACUUGGAAAUGAAAGUUCAAAAGAAACUCUGUCACCAGUAGAGGUAAAACAGAUCACAUUCUGGACUUUCUUUGAUGGACUUCAGCUGUGA